This is a messenger RNA of Paramecium pentaurelia, 2005 nucleotides long. The record is from the annotation of a GenBank genome assembly. NCBI's taxonomy places the organism in Eukaryota, Ciliophora, Oligohymenophorea, Peniculida, Parameciidae.
AUGCAAUUCUCUAAAAAUACAACUUAAGAAUAGCUUGAAUAGAUUGUUAAUAUAUUAUUGAAUCAUGGAUUUUAAUCUUAUAAGACAAGAAAUCUAUAAAAUGAUAAGAUACUUUUAUUUAUAUGUAUUGGGGAUCCUAAGAUAAUAUUGGAAUAAGCAGAAUAAAUGCAAUUAUAUAAAGUAUAUACUAAAAUACAUUAUAUAGUUAGUGAUUGAUCGUUCAAAUAUUUAAAUGCAUGAUGUAUAUAAAAAGAUAGCUGAAAAAAUAAAUGUUAAGAAGAUAUUAGAUGAAAGAUUAGUUAUUGCUUUAAAUUAGAUUGAUUAGAGAAUAGUGAAGUUUGAAAAUUAUUAAAAAUUUAAAUAUGACUUAAAAAGUGAUUUCUGUUUACAAAAUGAUGAUGCAGAAAUCAUUAAAAUAUUUAGUCCUUCAGAGACAUUACUAAUAAUAUACAAUUACUUACAUACUAUUAAAAUAGGUGAUUUAGAUAUGAUUCAUUUUCUAAAAACGGAAGAAUAUUUAUUAUAAGUAACUCCAAUUCAUGAUGAAAUUGUCUAACUUAAUUCAGUAUCAGAUAUAGAAAGAUAUUUUGGAGGCAAUUUAGCUGUCUAUUUUGAGUUUAUGAAUUUCUAUUAAUCUAUGCUUAAAUAUUUAGCUAUUGCAGCUAUAAUCACUUUAGUCAUAGAUCAUUAAAGUAGUCUCUUUAAAAUUACUAAUGUGGCUAGUUUCUAUGCAGUAGUGACAAUGGUAUGGUCAACAUUCUUCAUCAUUGCUUGGCGUAGAAAAGAAAAUGAAUUAAGUGUUGAAUGGGGAGUUUUUGGUUAAUAACACAUCAAAAGAUUAGAUCUGAAUCCUGAAUAUAAAGGAAAACCUAAGAUGAAUUAUAUUACAGGAUUGGUUAAGAAUAGUUAUCCUACAAGUAGUAGGAUAUUUUAUUAUAUGGUAUCAUUAUUUGAAGCCAUUCCAAUACUCAUUAUUGCUGGUUUGAUUAAGAUUGUAGUAUUCAAUAUCAAUGGACUAAUCAGGAACGAAAGUAGUAUCUUUUAUAUUAGAGUGGCUGCUAAAUUAAAUCAAGAGGGUGGACUCUUAUAUUACAAAUAUACUACCAAUAUUUUAGAUAUUUUCACAAUCUUAUUAAUAUUCUAUAUCAACACUUUAUAUACAAAGGUUUGUAUUAAUUCAACCAAAAGAGAAAAUCAUAGAACCAAUUUGAGGUUUUAUAACUCUUUGAUUCUUAAACGUUUCUCUUUUGAAUUAAUUAAUAGAUUCUUUCAUUUAUUUUAUAUUGCAUUCAUUGAAUUCGAUAUUCCAACUCUAAGGAGUCUCUUAAUUAAGUUGUUUGUAAUGGAUCAAAUAAGAAGAGUCUUAUUGGAAUCUCUUUUACCCAUGUUAAUGAAGUAGAAAUAUGAAAAAUAAAAGGAAUAGUACUGCUUGAAUUUAUAAAAGAAGGAAGAUAUUAAUGAAAAGAUUGUUGAUAGAAUUGUAAGUCUUAAUUUAUCUAUUAUUUUAGGCAGAACUUGAAUUGUGGGAAUAUGAUGAUUUCGAUGAUUAUAUAGAAGUUAUAUUUCAAUAUGGAUACAUAGUAUUGUUUGCAGCUAUUUUUCCUUUGGCUGCAGCUUUAACAUAUAUUUUCAACUUUAUUGAAAUAUGGAGUGACAAAUUCAAAUUAGCGUAUAAAUUUAAAUUAUAUAAAGAAAUAAAUUAUACUAAAGAAACUUACCUAAAAAGGCUUAUAGUAUAGGUGAAUGGAGAACCGUUUUGAUGACAUUAUCAGUGUUAUCAAUAUACACAAAUACAGCAUUUAUUGCUUUAGCUUAUUUCAAUGUAUUCGAUACUUGUUAAAAAUCUGGAUGCGAUUGGGAAAACAUUCUUCUUCUAUUAUUUAUUAUAGAACAUUUUUCAUUAGGUUUAAAAUAUAUUGUAUAAUAAACAAUCAAUUCAAAACCUAAAUGGGUUAGGAUUGUAUUGAGAAGAAUGAAAAGGAAGAGAAGAAAUUUUCAUAAUUGA